This is a messenger RNA of Lichtheimia ornata, 2349 nucleotides long. RefSeq lists its product as uncharacterized. NCBI's taxonomy places the organism in Eukaryota, Fungi, Mucoromycota, Mucoromycetes, Mucorales, Lichtheimiaceae. The transcript has 7 exons. The record is from RefSeq and is a predicted model, not a curated record. Bases 1 to 2349 code for a protein of 782 amino acids. Gene Ontology annotation, molecular function: RNA binding. Gene Ontology annotation, biological process: mRNA 3'-end processing by stem-loop binding and cleavage. Gene Ontology annotation, cellular component: mRNA cleavage and polyadenylation specificity factor complex.
AUGACAAGCUAUAUCAAGUUCACGCCGAUAUCCGGUGCCAAGAACGAGAACCCAUUAUGCUACUUGCUUGAAAUCGAUGAGGUCAAGAUCCUCUUGGAUUGUGGUUGGUCGGAUACCUUCGAUACAGAUGAUUUGGCGAAUCUGAAAAAAGUUGCCAAGCAAAUCGACGCGGUCUUGAUCUCCCAUUGCGACCUUAACCACCUUGGAGCGUUACCUUAUGCACGAAGUCAACUUGGUAUGACUUGUCCAGUCUAUGCAACUCUUCCGGUCGUCAAUAUGGGCAAAAUGUGCAUGUACGACUUGCAUCAAUCCAAAACCAACGAGAUGGAAUUCAAGACGUUUUCACUUGAAAGCAUUGAUGAAGCAUUUGAAAAGAUCACAUCCUUGCGUUAUUCACAGCCUUACGCUUUAUCUGGCAAAUGUCAGGGCAUCACCAUUACCGCCUAUGCUGCAGCACACACGAUUGGUGGUACCAUUUGGAAGAUCAAACAGGACACCGACGAGAUCGUUUAUGCCGUGGAUUUCAAUCAUCGAAAAGAAAGUCAUUUGGAUGGCACAGUACUUCAUUCAAACGGGAUGGUCCUUGAUGCACUUACGCGCCCUUCAUUGAUGAUUACGGAUGCUCUUAAUGCAGCAGUGGUUCAUCCACCACGAAAGGAACGAUACGCUGCUUUAUUUGACACUAUUUCUAGCACAUUAAGUGCAGGAGGCUCUGUUCUCCUUCCUACCGAUUCCUCAGCACGUGUUCUCGAAUUAUCCUACUUGCUCGAUCAACAUUGGAUUCAAAAGCACCUGAAUUAUCCAUUGAUCAUGGUCACCAACACCAGCUAUCACACUGUACACUUCGCCAAAAGUAUGCUUGAAUGGAUGGGAGACGACCUUACACAGCACUUUUCACAAACGCGUGAGAAUCCAUUUGACUUUAAGUAUUUGCGAUUGUGUCACAAGUUGGAGGAUUUGGAUAAUUAUGCCGGACCCAAAGUGGUGAUUGCAAGCAACACGAGCUUAGAAACGGGUUUUGCACGUGACUUAUUCCUACGUUGGAUGGGCCAUAGCGAUGAAUCAGCCGAUACAGCAAAUACCAAGAAUACCCUGAUCUUAACGGAUCGCUCCUCACCUGGCUCAUUGGCUCGACAACUCUACGAUGAAUGGAACACCCGCACCAAUGUACUUAUUCCAGAAGAACAACAACGCAGCCAAAGAGAACCCAUUAAGCCAUCCAUUGAUUAUCAUGCAUCUUUACAUUUGACGGUGUAUCGACGUGUACCACUUGAAGGUGAAGAAUUGGCUGAAUUUGAACAACGACAACGCGAAAAGGCUGAGAGGGAUGCUGCACAUGCUGCCAUGAUUGCUCGAUCCAAGACCAUUAUGGAAGAAGACGAAUCUGAUGAAUCAGAUAUGGAUGAAGCGGAUGAUGCCAUGGAAGAUUUAUUAUUGGGAGGUCAAUUUGAUUUAUACGUGCGUGAUCAAGGGCGAUCAGGUGGUUUCUUCAAGCAAGCACAAAGCUAUCGCAUGUUUCCUUACCUCGAACGCCGUAAAAAGAUCGAUGAUUACGGUGAAGCGAUUCAGCCUGAGCACUAUCUAAAGGCAUCUGAUUUGGAUCGUAUGCAACUUGAGGAUGCAGAAAAGAACAAGGAAGCAGGUGCCAACUUUUCCAAAAACGAUCCCAUGGCAAUUGAUGAGCCAUUAUUACCUGGCAAAGUGGAGCAGCCUAUGAAGUAUAUCACAAACGAAGAAGAUGUGUCGAUUGAUUGUCAGCUACGCUAUGUGGAUUUGGAGGGCUUAUCGGAUGGCAGAUCAAUGAAAACCAUUUUACCACAAAUUGCUCCUCGUAAGCUGAUUAUCGUACACGGCUUACAAGGUCCUACUCAAGAACUGGCACAAGCAUGUCGCAACAUGGAUCAUUUCACCAAAGAAGUCUUUACACCAUCCAUUGGCGAAGUCCUUAAUGUAUCUGCUGCCACCAACAUUUAUCGUGUGAAGCUGACGGAUGCACUUGUGAGCUCGCUUCAAUUCUCCAAACUGGAUGAUUACGAGCUUGCGCGUGUCUCUGGACGUAUUCAUUUCCCAUCCGAUUCUACCACACCAUCGCUGGACGUUGAUACAUCAGAAAAACCAUCCAAGUGGGAGCCAUCCGUAUUUGUGGGAGACAUUCGAUUGAGUGAAUUCAAGCGGAUACUACAAAAUGAAGGCAUUUCGGCUGAAUUCAAAGGCGAAGGUGUUCUCGUAUGCAAUGAUCGAGUGGCUGUACGAAAAACGGGCACAGGUCAAUUACUUGUCGAAGGCCUCUUAUCACCUGACUAUUACAAGAUUCGAUCCCUUUUGUAUUCUCAACAUGCUAUCUUGUAA